Messenger RNA from Panicum virgatum (switchgrass), 2587 nucleotides. Its product is annotated as nuclear transport factor 2B-like. NCBI's taxonomy places the organism in Eukaryota, Viridiplantae, Streptophyta, Magnoliopsida, Poales, Poaceae. The transcript is spliced from 2 exons. Gene Ontology annotation, cellular component: nuclear pore central transport channel. The record is from RefSeq and is a predicted model, not a curated record. Bases 476 to 1240 code for a protein of 254 amino acids. Gene Ontology annotation, biological process: nucleocytoplasmic transport.
AUCAGCUUCAGGGCUUCAGGCCUGGAACGGCACCUGCGUGCUACACCCUGUUGUGAUCCUGUAAGGAGCCGUCACCCGUGGAUUCCUUGCUUGCAGUGCAUUUCGAAGGCGGUUAGUAGGGAUCGAUCGGUAGCAUCCUUGAGCAGCCAUCGUGCAAAAAACAUCGAUAACCAACGGUGGGGAUAGCUAAAGUUUGGUACGAUCCUAUGAGGUGUGCAGCUAUGGGAAUGAUUGGAGAAGCAGACCGUCCAGAGGAUGAACCGAGGAGCAGAAACGCACUAGUUACCUUUCUCACAAACUCUUCUUUAGUACUCUUUGGGCAAAGAAUAUUGUUCCUUCUCUUUGUUCGUUCCUUGCCUUUUGAAUUCCCUUCCAUUGGAAACCUGAUCGAUGAAGCCGCUCUGCCUUUCCACCUCCCUGCGUUCAUGUGGCUCCACGCACCCGCACACGCGAUCUGAGCGUCCGAUCUACGCCAAUGCAACAGAGCAAAAGCUCUCCAGCUGCUCCUUCACUCGACUAUACAAAAAGGAUUACCCCAUACUUAAUUACCACGCCACAUCAACGGCAACGCCGCGGCCGCGCGCCUACAAAUACCGUCGCGAGGUUCCCGUGCCCUCUCGCAGUCGCCGUGAGCAUCCGCAGCGCGAGCGCAGCCAGCAUCGGCGCCGCGCCUGUGGUAGCAAUGGACGGGCAGCCAGCAGGCGGCGGCGGCGGAGCGGGGGGCGACUGCGACGCGGUGGCGAGGGCAUUCGUGGACUACUACUACCGCACGUUCGACGCCGACCGCGGCGCGCUCGCGGCGCUCUACGCCCCCCACACCUCCGUGCUCUCCUUCGAGGGCCACGCCGUCGCGGGCGCCGAGGAGAUCGGCCGGAAGCUGGCGCAGCUGCCCUUCGGCCAGUGCCGGCACUCCGUCUCCACCGUCGACUGCCAGCCCUCGCCGUCGUUCCCGGGCAGCAUCCUCGUCUUCGUCAGCGGCCACCUCCAGCUCGCCGGCGAGGACCACCAGCUCAGGUUCAGCCAGUUGGAUCAUCUUGGGGUUCGCAGAUGUUCCAGCUGGUGCCUAACGAGCAGGGGAGCUUCUUCGUGCAGAACGACAUAUUCCGGCUCAACUACGGGUGACGCGCGCGGUCGCGUGCGCUUGCCGAAAGGAAGGUUGCUAUCGUGCCGCAUGGACACCGGGCGCGUGAUCCUCUGCUUUUAUUUUUCUUCUUUCGUCCUCUCGUAUCCUUGCACGUGAUCCCCCCCCCCCCCCUCCCAAACUUCGUUUCCUUCAGGGAAAAAAAAUGUAACGUCCUAAAUAAAAUCUAGCCAUGCAUAUACGUACACGCUGUCGAAUUCGAUCAUGAGCCGCCACAAAUGCUCGUGCUCCAAGCGAAUUUUGUCGCGUCAAAGCCGUGAAGUCUAUUCAUCGCAGGUGCGACUAGAAGUCAUACUAUCACACAUGAUUAUAUUUAGAUAAUAUUUUUUCUAAAAUAUUUUUAUUUGUUCCAGAACAAUUUCUAUCUCUAAAUAUUUCUUGAAACAUUUUUAUUUGUUCUAAAACUUAUUUUUUGAAACAUUUUAUUUUGUUCCGAAACGAUUUUUAUUUUUUAUAUCUCUAACCGAUGUGUGCGAUAGUAUAACUUCUACUCGCACGUACGAUGAAUAGACGCCCCCGUCAAAGCUCACCCUGUCUGUUAUCCUGGUACUAGUAGGGUGUGCGUGCCGCACGUGUUUUAGAAAACCAAAUAAAAUGAUUAUGUCACAAAAAAAUAUGUAUUCGUAGCCACAUAUACCAUUAGCUUGUGGAUAUAAUAUUUAGUAUAUUGUUCGUUACAAAUUUACCCAAAAUGGAAAUUUUGAGAUAUACAGAUUAUAUGGACAUGACCAUAAAUACAUGUCCCAUUAACGACAUCGCAAGAAUUAUAUAAGAGGGUAAAGGUAAGAAUAAAAUAUUUGCAUUGGUCAUAUCUUAAUUGUAGCACAUCUUUUUUUUAUAUACAGAAAAUCCACGUAUGAAUGCCACAUCUAACAUAUUAUAAAAAUUUAAUGAUGCAGAAUCUUCACACCAUAUCGCCAGAAUUUAAUUUCCAGCUCAUAUCACAUUUAUGAUGGACUCCAGUGUCACUGCAUACAAUUAAAGUUUCAUUAAGUAAAAAAAACCAAUCAGACUAGCCUUUUAAAAUUAUAAUAUAUUAGUGAUAACUGCAAAAGACCAAACAAAAGAUCAAAGACACCAUUACGGCAAGGUGCUAUACACCAUAUAAUUAUAUAGGGUGUUAUCGAUAAGUAUGCCAUGACACAACGUGAAUCAUCCAAAUUACAGAUAUACACAUGGACUAAAUUGCAAUAGCUUCGGCUUCUCCAACGAUGGUGGCCAGCGUCACUAUUAGCUCGAAAUCACCCGCGAUGCAGGGCAAGAUAGGGUCAAUGGAGUAGGGCAAUGGAGAGAGGUGGUCGUUAGGGUUCCAUUUUACUGCGUACUCCCCAGAAUCAGCGAUGCCAAGAAUGAAUCGAGAUAAUCGAACCUUAGUUUUGCUGCUCUUCUUGUUCUUUUGCAGUUCCAAGCACCUCUCAUUAAUCCGGUUUGCACCGCCAAGCUUCA